This is a messenger RNA of Boeremia exigua, 498 nucleotides long. Its product is annotated as 50S ribosomal protein L33. Gene Ontology annotation, cellular component: mitochondrion; ribosome. Gene Ontology annotation, biological process: translation. Bases 35 to 211 code for a protein of 58 amino acids. NCBI's taxonomy places the organism in Eukaryota, Fungi, Ascomycota, Dothideomycetes, Pleosporales, Didymellaceae. The transcript has 3 exons. The record is from RefSeq and is a predicted model, not a curated record. Gene Ontology annotation, molecular function: structural constituent of ribosome.
GCCGUCGCCAGCAUCACAGCCAGUCACCGCCGCGAUGGCCAAGAAAGCAAAGUCUCGUACCAUCAUGGUACGCCUCAUAUCGAUGGCCAUGACUGGUUACUACCGGACAAUGCAACGGCCGCGUGCGCAUCAACCGCUGAGCAUGCUCAAAUACGAUCCCAUUGUGCGGAAGCAAGUCCUCUUCCUUGAAGCCAAGCGUGGAAAGAAGUAGAGUGGCUACACGGUACCACACUACCUACCUUCACGACACGAUGGAUAUGGAGGGCUCUGGUUGAGUGGAAGGGUGUAGACGGGAGGGUGCUACACGCACACAGCGGGCGGGGCGCCAUGUUGGAACGCCAUCGCACACCGUACGCAAAUGAUACCACAACGUCGAAGAUAUGUACGCCUAUUGUACGUACACUGUACCAUACACAGCAUGGCCUGGCGUUAUAGAUGGAUUCGGCAGAUAUCGGGCAAGAGCCCUUGAAAUGCACGAUUAUACAACCAUUCAGAGAC